AUGCACGCGAAGUACGUUGUAUGUGCGGCAUCGGCAGUGAGCGGCAUUGUGAUCGUGGCCUGUCUGGCUGUGGCGGUGGUUCUGUGCCACGAUAUCAGCGCCCUGUACAACGAUGUAAUGGAUGAUAUGGUAGAAUUCAAGACACUUGCAAACGAUGCAUGGAGAGAAAUGAUUGCUGUAACGCAGGGAGCGCGAAUAGCUACUGAUUCUUCAGCCGGAGGUUAUUAUUAA
Molecule: messenger RNA, 231 nt
Organism: Gongylonema pulchrum
Lineage: Eukaryota; Metazoa; Nematoda; Chromadorea; Rhabditida; Gongylonematidae
Source: the annotation of a GenBank genome assembly